Molecule: messenger RNA, 760 nt
Organism: Cryptomeria japonica (Japanese cedar)
Lineage: Eukaryota; Viridiplantae; Streptophyta; Pinopsida; Cupressales; Cupressaceae
Product: ubiquitin-conjugating enzyme E2 8
Exons: 2
Coding region: 147-596 (149 amino acids)
Biological process (GO): protein polyubiquitination
Cellular component (GO): nucleus
Molecular function (GO): ubiquitin conjugating enzyme activity
Source: RefSeq, a predicted model, not a curated record
AGCACAUUCACAACAUUUCUCAAACCACCAGCGCAAGCAAAUUCAGUGGGGAGAAAAAUUAAAAAAGCAGGAAGCGGAGAAAGCUAGAAAACAUCAAUUCCAAAGAAAUCCCAGAUAGUCUGGAUUACUAGUAAGAGUAAGAAAACAUGGCGAGCAGGCGUAUACAGAAGGAACUAACGGAGUUGAAGAAGGAUACAUCAAGUUCAUUCACUGCUGGACCAGUUGCAGAAGACAUAUUCCAUUGGCAGGCCACCAUAAUGGGUCCUGCUGAAACUCCUUACUCAGGGGGCGCCUUUUUACUUCUCCUUCAUUUCCCCAAGGACUACCCCUUCAAGCCUCCUAAGCUCACCUUCCAGACCAAGGUUUAUCAUCCAAAUAUAAAUUUGAAUGGAAGUGUGUGUCUGGAUAUACUGAAAGAGCAGUGGAGUCCGGCACUGACUGUUUCCAAGGUGCUGUUAUCUGUGUGUUGCCUGCUGGCUGAUCCCAAUCCAGAUGAUUCUCUGGUGCCUGAGAUUGCUCAUCUUUACAAGAGUGACAGAGCUCGUUAUGAGGAUACUGCCCGAGCAUGGACACACAAAUAUGCGUCCAAUUUUUGAGUAAAAUGUGUAAUUAGAUACCAUGACUUAGAUUUCUGUAGAUACAGGAUAUAGUGUUGAAUGGUAGUUUAAUCAUUGUAUAUGAUACAGAGCAGUUUUUAUAUUUGUACAAUAAUUGCAAACUACGAGGGAUGCAGAAUUUUUUUUUUGUUUUGUUUUGGUCA